GUAAUGCUGCUGUUUGUCCUCCAGGCUUUUUCUCUCCUCCUCCGCCUCCAUGGACCUCCUCCUCCUCUUCCUCCUCCCCUUCUUCUCCUCCACUUCCUGCAGUGGAGGAGACAGCAGGUCUUUAUCCUUCCUCUUAUUUCUCUCCUCUUUUCUCCUCAGCUCCUCCUCGUCCUCCUCUUCAUUCCACCUCUCCUGGCUUUUCUCCUUCUGUUUUGUCACUUCCUGUAGCUCCGUCUAUUUGCCCUUCUCCUCCGUCUGUUUCUCCUUCUAUUCCUCCUUCCUCUGUUUCUCCUUCUAUUCCUCCUUCCUCUGUUUCUCCUUCUGUUUCUCCUUCCUCUGUUUCUCCUUCUAUUCCUCCUUCCUCUGUUUCUCCUUCUAUUCCUCCUUCCUCUGUUUCUCCUAUUCCUCCUUCCUCUGUUUCUCCUUCUAUUCCUCCUUCCUCUGUUUCUCCUUCUAUUCCUCCUUCCUCUGUUUCUCCUUCUAUUCCUCCUUCCUCUGUUUCUCCUUCUAUUCCUCCUUCCUCUGUUUCUCCUUCUAUUCCUCCUUCCUCUGUUUCUCCUUCUAUUCCUCCUUCCUCUGUUUCUCCUUCUAUUCCUCCUCCAUCUGUCUUUGCGGUUUAUUCCACCUCUUUUGUUUUCUCUCCUCCUACUGUAGCUCGUUCUCCUUCUGUUCCUCCUCCAUCUUCUUCCCAUGUUUCUCCUCCUCCUCUCCCUACAUCCCUCCAUUGUUCAGCUAGUUCUGUGUUUUCUCCUCCUCCUGUCCUCCAUCCUCCUCCUGCUGUGUCCCUCCUUUCUUCUCUUCCCUCUUAUUUCUCUCCUCUUUUCUCCUCAGCUCCUCCUCGUCCUCCUCUUCCUUCCACCUCUCCGAGCUUUUCUCUGGUUUCUUCACCUCCUUCAGCAUUUUUUAGUCCUCCACCUGCUCGUUCUUCCACCAGGACUCCUUCACCUCCUUCUGUUUUCUCACCUCCUGUAGCUCCAUCUAUUUGCCCUCCUCCUCCCUCUAUUUCUCCUUCAUCUUCCUCCCGAUUUUCUCCUCUUCUCCCUGCAUCCCUCCAUCCUCUAAUCCCUUCCAUGUUGUCUCCUCCUUGUGCUCCUUCUCCCUCCUCUUUUAUCUCCCCUUCUCUUUUCUCCUCAGCUCCUCCCCUCCCUCCUCCAUCUGCCUUUUUAACUCCUUCCACCUCUGUACCUGCUUCCCAUUUCUCCUCUUCUCCUUUCUCUGCAUCCCUCCAUCAUCAUUCUAUCUCCAUGUUGUCUCCUCAUCCAGCUUCUUCUCCUGCUGCACCUCCUUCUUCUGUGCAUUUUUCUCCUCUUUUUCCUUCUGCUCCUCUUCCUCCUCAUCACUUCUCCUCUCGUCCUCCUGUCUCCUCUCCUCCAGUGUUUUUCACUCCUCCAACUUGUCAGACUCUUUGUACCUCCUCUCCUCCUGUUGUUCCACCCCUCUUUGCUCCUCCUGCUCCUCCUCCUUCCCCUUGUUGCCCCUGCUCUGCCCUCCUGCCCCGCCUCCUGUCGGCCCACCGGUUGGAGGUGCGUCGCCUCCUGCGUGGAGCCAUGGCUUCGCUCGGCCGCCGUCUGGACGCUCUGGAGAGGAGGAGCAGGAGGAGGAGGAGGAGGAGGCAGACAGAGAGCUCCUCCCACCAUAACUGUAGCCACGCCCACCUCCAACACUCAUCAUCAGACAGCGAGGAGUCGGCCACGCCCCCUCUGUCCUCUGCCCAAUCACAGCAGAAGAGGAAGAGGAGGAGGAGUCACAGAGGAGGAGAGUUUCCUGAGAACAGAGAGGAAGAGGAGGAGGAGAAGGAGGAGGGUGGGAGGUUUGUAGGGAGGAUGGAGUUCUCCUGCAGAGGAGGAGAGGAGGAGCUGCUGACGCUGCAUAGCUACACCCAGAAGAAACGCAGGAGAAGAGAGGAGGGAGGAGCCAGCCAAUCAGAGAACACCAUUAGUGUCAUCAUCAGGAAGAACGGCUGCAGCUGGCCCCACCCUUCUUCCCAGCAUGCCGUGCACAUCCUCUCAUCAUCUCACUGUGGCCUGACCUUCAAUCCAUCAGGGGACUUUGUGAUCUCCGCCAACCAAUGGUUUUUCUCCGGCUGGGACCCUCCCUUCUCCUUCUCCUCCAAUCACAGUGCUUCCCGCCUGCGGUUCAGCGCCUCCUCCUUCUUUAACUCCGCCCACAUGCUACGCCUGUCAGCAGUUACCAUGGAGACAAUGCUGGACUUGGUGAGGGGUGGGGCUUGUUGGAGGCCUCUGCGGCCCCUGAGGGACUGGACGGCCCCGCCCAGCCUGAGCAACGACCACUGUUAUGUUCGAGCUGCUUCGUCCAGCUCAGCGUUUUCCGUCCGGAGACAGCACAAACAGCGAGCCAAUCACAGUGCGCAGAGCCUCCAUCUGCCCCGGCGACGAGCCCCGCCCCUUCCUGCAUGUUCAGCUAAUGGACUGCCUCUUCAGCUCCCUGUUGUCCAAUCAGCACCCGGUUCAGAGUUCCUUAGCACCAAUGGAGAGCGGAGUAAACGAGUGUCACAGAUCCGAAUCCGCCGGGCAUCACCUCGAGAAACGCCGCUCACACCCAUGGGCCUGCCGAAGGUGAAAAGAUUAAAGAAGAAAGAGUUCAGCUUGGAGGAGAUUUACACCAACAAGAACUACAGAAGCCCCUCCCCCAACAGGAGUCUGGAGACCAUCUUUGAGGAGCCGCGUGAGAAAGACGGAGCACUGCUCCUGAUUGGUCAGCAGAAACGGCGACGGCUCCUCCUCUUCCCUGACUUCACUCAGCCCAGAAAGAGAAAGAGGCCGCAAGGGGUGGCGCUUCCUGUUGCCAUGGCGCCAAGGAAGCGGGCGGCGGCCCGGCGCCAUUGCCACGGCCACGCUGAUGACGUGGACCUGGACGUGAUGUUGGUGGAGCGACUGAGCGCGCUCGAAGACUUUCUGAUGCGACAGGGCCUGGAGGUGUGACAUCAUUUCCUGUCAGCUGACUGAAGGUCAAAUGAACAGAGCUGCUAGCAUGGCUGCUAACGCGGUUACCACGGUGAUGGCGUGUGUAGGAUUUACUUUGUUUUUUUUGCAGUGUAUGGAAGGUGAAAUGUGAAACCUUGGAAUAUUUAAUAUUUUAAUUCAGUUUACAGACCACGCCCCCCUCAGGAGGCCACGCUCCUGAAGGAGGCCACGCCCCCUCUAGGACAUCUUUUACUUUAGUCCAGUUUCAGCACAGACCCCCCACUGUCCCAGGAGUGCUCUGCCAGUACUCUACUGUGUAGUACCACAGAGUACUCACUCAGUACUGUGUCAGUAUUGUGCAGUAAUGCUGUUUGGGGUGUUUGGACAUUUUUGGCUGUAAUAUACUUUUUCUGAUGAGCAGGUGUCUAUUUUUGAAACAAAUAAAGUUUCUGUUCACACA
Acanthochromis polyacanthus (spiny chromis) is the source of this 3384-nucleotide messenger RNA. RefSeq lists its product as uncharacterized. NCBI's taxonomy places the organism in Eukaryota, Metazoa, Chordata, Actinopteri, Pomacentridae. The coding region runs from base 1071 to 2942 and encodes 623 amino acids. The transcript is spliced from 8 exons. The record is from RefSeq and is a predicted model, not a curated record.